Linum trigynum is the source of this 4129-nucleotide messenger RNA. Lineage: Eukaryota; Viridiplantae; Streptophyta; Magnoliopsida; Malpighiales; Linaceae. The record is from the annotation of a GenBank genome assembly.
GAAAAAUGAUUUGUGAGAAAUAAAUUAUCAAUAUAUUAUUUAAGUGCGACUCCUCUAGAAUUUCGAAAAUAAGUUUUAUUUAUUUUAUGGCAAGAACAUUAUAGUGAAAGUUCACAACUUUAUAGUUUUGAUUUUAUGGCAAAAGCAUUAUGGUUACUAGUUAGAGUUUAAGGUAGCUCUAUUUCAAAGAAGAAGAAAAAGUUAAGGUACUUCCAUAUUUCCAAUCAAUUACUAUUAUAGGACAUACAACCCACUAUAGGAGGCAUUUAAGAGUUAGUAAUAUUAAUUAAUUAGAUAAAAAGGGGAGUUUAAUAAAUCAUGUUCCAUAUCCUCUUUUGCUCAAAUCUUAAUUUGGAAAUGGGAAUAGAGUCCAAUCAAAUGUUUUCCAAAAAUACAUUUUAAACCAAUGAAUUGGGUACACUCAGAUUCUGUUAGUAAUUAGGAAAUGUUUUAAAUGUAUAUUGGGAAAUGUAUUUUUGGGAAAUAUUUGAUUAGAGAAAAAUGUAUGCAACAAAUCUUUGAUUGCCCUUCUAAAAAUCCUUUCCAUAUUUGGGAAACAUACAAUUAAUUUCGCAUUCCAUUGCUCCCCUAACAAAAACUUUUUUCUCCUUGCAUGUUUCGGUCCAUAUCUCUCGGGAUGGCAAUGGGUUAGAUUUUGUCAAAUUCAAACCUAAACUCAUGGAUUUAUCUGCGAAAAAAAUCUGGGGUAAACCCACUGAGUUUGAAAAACUGAAACCCAACCCAACCCGUUGGGUAUCCGCGGGUUCAUGGGUACCCAUGAGUUUUUGUCGUAAAAAAUUUAUAAAAACAAGUUCCUAUCAAAAUAAAAGACAAAUAUCAAUCUCUCCAUACAAAUUAUCCAUAAAUAAAACACCAUUCUAGAAAAUUCAAGCAAAUCACAAAUUAACCAUACAAAUUGUUCAACACCAAUCUAGAAAACUCAAGAAAAUUGAAGCAAAUAACAAGUUCCUCCUUGUCAACUAAGUUUCUUCUCUAUUGUCCACUCCAUAAUAUCAACUUCAUUCUACACAAUUAGAAAGAAAAUAGUAGACAUGUCUCCACAAACAUAAAAAAUAUUAGUUGCUUAGAAUAUUGAAUAUUCCGGAAAAGUUAAUUAUAUGGGUGUGGGGGGUAUCCAUGGGGUGGGUAUACCUAAACCCAACCCAACCAUUGGUUCGGGUUUUGUUGUCAUCCCUACUCAAGAUUACCUAGGGCUAGGCACAUGAGUGGUUAGUUCGCAGUUUGACUUUGAUCCAUCCAUGAAUAAUCCAAAUCGUAGUGCAGGUGGAUUUGCGGAUUGAUAAGUCUCUUACCCACACUUAUUUGGGUGGGUGGUGGGUGGAUUGCGGGUCACUCAAAAAGUUAUUUCUUAUACUAUUAAAUAGUCAUCAUAUUUCCUAAUCGCACUACACAAUGACCAUUUACUUCUGGAGGUGGAGAAUAAAAAAUAUUUUUGCACUACUAUUAUUGGUUACUAUGUCGUGUAAUGUAUAUUAGAUAAUGUGAUGCAAGAAAACCCACAAUGCAAAUCCUCAUUCAAAAUACCUCCGCUAAUCGCCGCCGCUGCCUCCGUUGUGAGGCUUCUUCAGAAACGACAAGUACUGGGACGAACCCACAAGUGGGGCGAGGGAUAGGAUUAUUCAAUCCUACGGGAUUGCCUCUCAAGAUCGGAGUGACGCCGCUGUUUCUGAGUGGAUCUUCUCCUGGGUUCCGAGAUUUUGGGGAAACGGAAUGAAGGGGAAUAGCGCAGAACAACUUCAAAGCCUUGAUCCUUUCGCCAAGUGCUCUUGCCGGAAAUUCUCAACCUCCUGCCCUCAAGUUUCGGCCGUAAUCUUGAGGAGUCUGAUUGCUUUCCCCCAUCGCUUUCAUCUGCAGGAUACGGUGGAAAAGGCAAGUUCAGAUCUUGCUCUAAUUUUGAGUUGUGUGGCAUGUCGUGUGCCUCUUCUGUUUGUGGCUGGUUACUGCAACUGGAUAGCUGAGUGGAUCUUCUCCUGGGUUCCGAGAUUUUGGGGAAACGGAAUGAAGGGGAAUAGCGCAGAACAACUUCAAAGCCUUGAUCCUUUCGCCAAGUGCUCUUGCCGGAAAUUCUCAACCUCCUGCCCUCAAGUUUCGGCCGUAAUCUUGAGGAGUCUGAUUACUUUCCCCCAUCGCUUUCAUCUGCAGGAUACGGUGGAAAAGAAUGAUCCUCUUUCCCCUGUAAAAGGUGGGUGGCUAGUUUAAAUAAAGUUGCAGAGGGUUCUUCUAAUAAGAAUGGCUCUCCUGAUUCCCAAUGUGUAGUUGUGUGGCAUGUCGUGUGCCUCUUCUGUUUGUGGCUGGUUACUGCAACUGGAUAGCUAAUCAACGUCAUUGCUUGCACUCAUCCUGCCUACCUAAGAUCACUCUUCUGAUUGAAUUAUUAGAUGCUUGUCAUCUCUUUAGUACUUCUAGUAGAGUACUGUUAGCACAAUCCAUUUGCAAAAAUAGGAUUGCCGCCUUGAAUCAAUGAACGAACAUCUCUGCUUUUUGUGUUGUCUCAUUGAUAUUAACAUUUUUACGCUCUAUUAUUAGUUCUCUUAAGUUUAUAACUCCUCUUGGCAAAUUGCUAGUUGCGAUAAUGGGAAUCCUCUUCUGGAACUGUCAAGGGAUUGGCCCUAUAACAACCAAUAGACAGCUUGCCGAAACAGUAAGUCGUUAUUCAAUAUACUUGUUGUUUCUAAGUGAAACAAAAAACGAAGAUGAUUUGGUCAGAGACAAAAUUAAAAACCUUGGUUUUAAAGAAAACUGUCUCGUCAGUGCUAUUGGCCUAUCUGGCGGGUUAGCAGUGGGUUGGGCAUUGGAUGUAGAUUGUACUAUUAGAGACAAAAAUCGCUUCUACAUUUCCUUAGAAUGUCAACAUCCAAGACUCGGGAGAGCUCACUUCUUAUUUGUUCACCUUAGUUGUGACGUAGGGACUAGGCAAAAUCAACUCAAUGAAUUAUCUGUCAUUAUUCGAGCUGUUCUUCUUCCAUUAUUUAUCCUCGGAGACUUUAAUUGUGUCCUCGACAGCUCUGAAAAAUUAGGAGGCAGAUGUCCUGCCCUUUCUGCCCUGGACCAACUAAGGAAUUUUUGCCUCCAUUCAGGUCUUCAAGACCUAGGUUUUAAUGGCCCUAACUUCACCUGGACAAAUCGCAGAUCGGCUUCGGAUCAUAUUAUGGCUAGAUUGGACAGAGUUUUAGUCACCUCUUUGGCUCUAAACCUUUGGCCUCUCGCCAAGGUAACUCACCUAUCAGAUCUAGGUUCGGAUCACCGAAAAAUUGUGCUGCAACUCAUCCCGCCCCAUAAUUUGGGCCAACAUCGCUUUCAUUUUGACAGUCGUUGGGCAAAAAACUCGGAAGCAAGAAAAGCUUUUGCUGACAAAUGGGGUAACCAAACUUCUGGUACAAGGCAAUUCCAAUUUUUCAACAACCUCAAGUCCUCGAGGCUCGACCUUGUUGAAUGGAUGAAAAAGGGUACUUCUAACUCGUCUAGGAAAAUUAAAGAACUUCGUCUAGACAUUGAUACAGCCAGAAAUGCUCCAUCUGUUGACUGGGAAGCGAUUAAGGGGCUUGAACAAAUGUUAUCAUCUUCCUAUCUCCAAUAAGAGAUUUAUUGGAAACAAAAAUCUAGAGUUACGUACCUUCUGGAAGGGGAGUCUAAUACUCAUUUUUUUCAUACCAUUACAAAGCAGAAGAGAAGGAUGAAUACAAUUCUUUCCCUUAAGGAUGAUAACGGCUUAGUUCAUUUAGAGGAAGAAGCUAAAGCCAAAGUUGCAGUUACUUACUUUAUGGAACUCUUCUUAUCUAAUCAACCUUUAGUUCAUGAAUUCAUUUUGAGCUUGGGUCUCCAGGAAAAAGUGAAUGAUUAUAUGAAUACUUGCCUUGCUGCAACAGUUACAAGAAAAGAGAUAAAAGAUGCUACUUUCUUGAUCGGGUCUUACCAAUCCCCGGGGAUAGAUGGAUUUACUGGAAUCUUCUUUCAAGCAUUUUGGGAUGUGGUUGGGGAAUCCCUUUGUGAUGCUGCCCUCUCCUUCUUUCAUACGGGAAGAUUGUUGCAUAACUUUAAUCAUACGCUGAUCACGCUUAUACCCAAAACUCCAAAUGCUGAAACCAUGAAACAAAUGAGGCCUAUAGGA